Molecule: messenger RNA, 1265 nt
Organism: Blepharisma stoltei
Lineage: Eukaryota; Ciliophora; Heterotrichea; Heterotrichida; Blepharismidae
Source: the annotation of a GenBank genome assembly
AUGAACGCCUCUACCCUCCUUCUUCCUCAAGAUUCAAGGGAAUCGUCUCCUCGCUCAAGCUCUCCUGGAUCAUCAUCCCUUGAUCUAUACUCAUUCCCAUCUUCAAGCAAUUCUCCUUCUGCUUUAAAGAGAAAACCUACAGGUAGGAAGAUAAAUUCUGAUACUGAAAUUCUUUCUCAUUUUUACACUUUUCGAGGCUCAUCAAUAGGUCAGCCCAAAAAAGAAUAUUUACGCUGCAAACUUAUCAGAGGUCACAAAAGAGCAAAUCGCCAAAUAGAGAAAAACUUAAUUCCAAUAAAAUCUUUCAAUAGUUACAAUUGCAAUAAUCCUCAAUCCAUCAAUUUAUGAAACAAACUUUCAGAAAUUUAUCACAAGUAUUUAUUCAUACUAAAAGACCUCUCAAAAACAGAAAAUACCAUAAAAAACAAAAACAAGCUAAAGGCUCCUAAAUUGGCUAAAAGCUUUAAUGCGAAUUUUUGCAUGGAAUAUUUUUAUAGGUCUGUAGGAAAAAAUACCUGACUUCCUCCCCUUCAUGAGCAAACAAAAAAUUUUGUUCGCUUACGAAUUUGGUUAAUUAUUUUUUCGAAAUUUAAAAAUCUCUAUUCAGAAAUUAAACAAAAUUAGUUAGAUAUUUCAUUAUAAUAAUUAUCACUUAUCAAAUAAUUUUUUCAUAAAAAUUUUUUGUUCACCACGGAGGGUGAAUUUUACCCAAAAUAUAGUAAUUUUUCGAAUGGUUUUGUUCGCUCACAGAGGAGGGGUGGAGUGAGAUAUUUUAUCCAUAUUUUAGUUUUACUGUUAGAUUAUUUCUGAAAAAAUAUGGGAAUUUAUUUUCAGUAAUUUUUAAAAACAGGUCUUCAUGUUUUUUGUGGGUCGACGAUUUUUAUAAAAGUGAAGUAAGGGAGUCUUUUUAUUAUUAUGUAGAAUAUUUAUUUAGCGACUUCGAGCCAGAAGCUUUGUGUAAAAAAUUUAAUUUUAACUGCUGCAAAGGAAAAAAACAUAAAGAAAUGUGUUAUGAAAAAUGGGAAAGAGUAAAGCAAUAUAUAAAUAGCGAUAUGAUAUCAGAGCUAAAACUAGACCCUUGGUUUCCAAAUUCCGAAAAAAAUACCGAAGAGCCAAGAUUUGAAGAAAUUGAAAAAAAAAGUCCUGAGCUAUAUUUGGAUUUCAGCCAACCUUCGUGGAUAAGAAAAAUCUACGUCCAACAAAUCGAGUUUGUGAAUCCAAAUGAAAUAUUUAGCAUGAAUAUCAUAAAAAAUAUGAAGAUUUAA